Molecule: messenger RNA, 1364 nt
Organism: Mesocricetus auratus (golden hamster)
Lineage: Eukaryota; Metazoa; Chordata; Mammalia; Rodentia; Cricetidae
Product: arylacetamide deacetylase-like 2
Exons: 5
Coding region: 137-1177 (346 amino acids)
Molecular function (GO): hydrolase activity
Source: RefSeq, a predicted model, not a curated record
CACGUGUCCUGUGAUGUCCAGAGGACUGCGCCUUUCAGCAGUCCUCCCCAACCUCAGGGCUCUGCAAUCUGCCUCCUCUUUGUGGACGUUCCUUUAGGCCAGGAGAGGGGCUGAAUUCUUAGAAGACGUGGGCCUUAUGAAAUAUGAAAAAUUCUUGUCCAUGCUGAUGAGCAUUCAGCUGACAAAACCAGUUUCAGAUGAAAACCUCACAGUGAUUGACACAGACUUCGGCGGCAUUCCUGUCCGCCUGUAUUUGCCAAAAAGGAAGUCUGACAGACGGAGACCAGCUGUCAUUUACAUUCAUGGUGGCGCCUCUUCCUUAGGAAGCUUCAAGAUACUUCCCUAUGAUUAUCUGAACCGACGGACAACAAACAGACUUGAUGCGGUUGUUGUAGCAACAGACUACAGACUGGCUCCUCAGUAUCCAUUCCCAGCUGCCCUUGAAGAUUGUAUUCUUGUGGUCAAGUUCUUUCUCCAGGAUACAAUUCUUGCAAAGUACGGAGUAGAUCCUGCUCGCAUUUGUAUUUCUGGAGACAGUUUUGGUGGUACAUUGGCGGCGGCAGCAACUCAAAUGCUCCGGAAUAAUCCAGAAUACAAAGAUAAAAUUAAGGCACAAGCAUUGAUAUACCCUGGACUACAGUUUAUUGACACCUUUCUGCCAUCUUAUCAAGAGUAUGAACAUGGUCCCUUUCUAUCAAGAAAGGUAGGAAUUAAGUUGCUAAGCCUAUACAUUGCUGAAGACACAGCAGUAUUCCAGGCCUUACUGAGAAAUGAGCACAUGCCACCAGGAUCAAGACACCUGUUCAAGUUUGUUAACUGGAGUGACUUCCUUCCUGAGAAGUAUAAAAAGAACCAUGUUUACACGGAGCCCAUUCUUGGAAAACUGAACGCUUCCUAUCCAGCACUUGUGGAUAGCAGGCUGUCCCCUUUGAUAGUCAGUGACGACCAGUUACAGAAUUUGCCACUGACCUACAUCCUCACUUGUGAACAUGAUGUCCUAAGAGACGAUGGCUUCAUCUAUGUCACACGGCUCAGAGAUGUUGGGGUUCAAGUUUCUCAUGACCACGUAGAGGGAGGAAUCCAUGGUGCCCUGUGCUUCACCACAGCUCCAGUGUUUUUACGUUCAGGAUUAAGAAUGGCAGAUAGGUAUAUUAGCUGGUUAAAGGAAAAUCUGUAAACCAAAAGCAUAUGUAGGUAGGUACUUAGCAAGAUAAUCUAAGGGCAACAUAUGGAGUAUUUUAAGUUUAGUAAACAUGAUUAUAGCUUGAGCUUUAGAUAGACCUAAGUUUAGUUUAGUAUAAAGUUCAUUGUAUAUGCUUGAGAAAUUAUUUUCCUAAUCUUGGUUAACAAUAAAGUGGAGACAU